ACUCGAAACAGGGGAGGGUGGGAAGUGAGGGGCUCACGACCUGAUCACGGCUCAACCCGAGCAGGGCUCCAUGGUGGUUGAAAGUUUUUUUUCCUAAUGCUUUCCUCGCUUGCCUUUGGGGGGGAUAAGUUUGGCAACUUCUUCAGCCUCCUUUAUUCUCAACCCUGCACAAGCCGGCUGCGCCGACUUGAAUUUUUUCUUCGCCUCCCCUAUGCACAGCUGUUUCAGAUCAGCCUAGGGUCGGCAGUUCGUCUGGUGGUUUUCCGGGGGUUGACCAGACAAGACGAUAUAGCAGUUCCCUUAACAGCCAACGUUGCAUUUCACAGAGCCAGAAAAAGGAGUCGCGAAAAAGGAUCAUGUCAUUGUCAGACGAGUGAUUGGUAUGCUACUAACAAUAGGAGUUUUCUGACUCUUGGACGCAGAGCAGCCAACGCCAUUGAGUCGGGAGAAACCGCUCCGUCUCUCAGGAUUGUGCCAUGAUGACCGACAGGACUGAGAUUGAAUGCACGAAAUCAAAUGCUCCGCCUGUACACGCGUAUUCUGUGCAGGUCAUCGUGUCUUUUCUUACCUGGCAUCUCAUUACUGAUAUCCCACUUGAACUCUAUAUCAUAUCUCUCUCCCCGUAGCGUCCCAGACCUUGCCUUGUCACGAUGAU
Molecule: messenger RNA, 655 nt
Organism: Trichoderma harzianum CBS 226.95
Lineage: Eukaryota; Fungi; Ascomycota; Sordariomycetes; Hypocreales; Hypocreaceae
Exons: 1
Coding region: 97-480 (127 amino acids)
Source: RefSeq, a predicted model, not a curated record